GGUCAUUCACAUUUUCGUAGCCCACACUUCUCCAACAUAUAUAUAUAUGAGUUAAUGCAAAGCAAGCUUUGGAAGGCAAGCCAGUUGAAAUUCUCGUAUAGUAAAGAGAAAAAAAGGUAUAUUUAGAAGUGAUGACACUAGUAUCAUAGGUGUGGGGAAGUAAGAAUGGCUAUGGACACUCCACUAUUGUUAGAUAACAACGAGGAGUCAGGUGAUUAUGUUGAGGAGGGGAAGCUAUGGAACUUGGUUGAGAGAUUCGGGUUUGAGUCGAAAAAGCUAUGGAAAAUAGCAGGCCCCGCGAUUCUGACUUCUUUAUGUCAGUACUCGCUUGGUGCACUCACUCAAACAUUCACUGGCCUCGUUGGUGAGCUCGAUCUUGCUGCUGUUGCAGUUGAAAAUUCUGUUGUUGCUGGCCUCGCUUUUGGGAUCAUGUUGGGAAUGGGGAGUGCCUUGGAGACACUUUGUGGGCAAGCAUACGGUGCGAGUCAGAUCAGGAUGUUGGGAGUGUACAUGCAAAGAUCAUGGGUCAUCUUGGUCACCACUGCCCUUGUUUUGGUGCCUGUUUAUGUUUGGUCUCCCCCCAUCUUGAGGCUCAUUGGAGAGACUACUGAGAUCUCAGAUGCUGCUGGAAAAUUUGCUCUAUGGAUGAUACCACAAUUGUUUGCAUAUGCUGUAAACUUUCCAAUCCAAAAGUUCUUACAGGCACAGAGGAAAGUCCUGGUGAUGUUAUGGAUAUCAGCAGUUGUUUUGGUGUUACACACUUUUUUUAGUUGGCUUCUAAUAUUGAAGUUGGGAUGGGGCUUAACUGGAGCAGCAAUUACUCUAAACACAUCAUGGUGGUUGAUUGUCAUUGCACAAUUGUCGUACAUUUUCAUCACUAAAUCAGACGGAGCUUGGAGUGGAUUCACAUGGCUAGCUUUUGUAGACUUGUUUGGUUUUCUAAAGCUCUCUUUGGCUUCAGCUGUUAUGUUAUGCUUGGAGUUUUGGUAUUUGAUGAUAAUAGUGGUCAUAACAGGGCGUUUGACAAAUCCCCUGAUUCCUGUUGAUGCCAUAUCUAUCUGUAUGAACAUAAAUGGCUGGGACACCAUGAUCGCAAUUGGGUUCAAUGCUGCUAUAAGUGUGCGAGUAUCAAAUGAACUGGGGGCUGGAGAUUUCAAGACAGCAAGGUUUGCAGUGUGGGUGGUUUCGAUCACAUCAGUGUCUAUUGGUAUUAUUGUCAUGAUCGUAGUGUUAGCAACCAAAGAUUAUUUUCCCUACUUGUUUACCACGAGCGUUGAAGUUGCUAAUGAAACAACAAAACUUGCUGCUUUACUCGGUGUCACAGUAGUUCUGAACAGCCUUCAACCGGUCCUAUCCGGUGUUGCUGUUGGAGCUGGCUGGCAAUCUCUAGUAGCAUACAUCAACAUUGGCUGCUACUAUAUUGUUGGAUUACCGGCAGGGAUAGUCUUGGGAUUCACAUUUGGUUUUGGAGUAGAGGGUAUUUGGUCAGGAAUGAUUGGAGGCAUAGCUUUGCAGACCAUAAUCCUUAUAGUCGUCACUUCAAUAACCAAUUGGAAAAAAGAGGCUGAACAAGCAGAGAGUCGCGUGAAAAAAUGGGGAGGAUCAAUUGUGAGCAAUGACUACAACUAAGAUAAUGAACAUGAAAGGCUGAAAGUGUGUCACACUCGCAUGACAGCAUUUACCUCAAAUUUUUAGUAGUCGAAGUAUUAUUCUCUUUAUUAACUAGUCCUUAAAGCGAAAACUAAUUAUGUUGGUAGUUUUUAAAAUCAAAAACCUAUUUUAGCUUCUAUAUUUUGAAAUUUUUGAUGUGAUGAAAAUUUGGUGUAUGCACGUAGAUGACGUGCAACCCGUAGUUGAAACCUUUGUACCAAUGUUUUUAAAUUUGAAUUCAUCGUUGAAUCGGCUAAUACUAUU
Messenger RNA from Cajanus cajan (pigeon pea), 1914 nucleotides. The record is from RefSeq and is a predicted model, not a curated record. Lineage: Eukaryota; Viridiplantae; Streptophyta; Magnoliopsida; Fabales; Fabaceae.